This is a messenger RNA of Soboliphyme baturini, 1047 nucleotides long. Lineage: Eukaryota; Metazoa; Nematoda; Enoplea; Dioctophymatida; Soboliphymatidae. The record is from the annotation of a GenBank genome assembly.
AUGCAGAAAAACCUCGACUUCAUGCUGAAGGCUUGCAGUUUCUCCAUAACUCAGCUUCAGAUCAUUUUUACGAUCUUCGGCUUGAACUUGAAUAUGGACGCGUUGCGCGAUCAGUACGAACUUGCGUUACAACAGAAGCCUGAAGAUUUGUGGAUAAACGAGGAUUUUUGUAAGGCUCCAGGAUUUUUGCGAUAUUUUGAUCUUCGACAGAAGCUUACUCACGGAGAGACGUCGUCGAACGUUACAAAUUGCGUUGAAGACGACGAUGCCAAAGAUGGCAUUCAGGUAGUGCCAGAAAUGGUUAGUGCUUGUAACGAUGCGGUGGACGUAGAAAAGGCAGCAUCGAUGUUUGAGCUUCCGUCAAGCAACGUGGAGCCGUCUGCUUCCGAAUUAACAUCAGACGCAACCUGUGCAGCGACGAAUGGCCAGCGCCGGCGCAAACGCGAGGUUCGGUCACGCAUCAGGGUCGGUCGUCAUAAGAGACCAUCAUCGGCGGACGAGGGCCCGCAAGAGCAACUCGCUCAUUUCGAUGUGUCCAUAGUCGACCUGAGGCCCAUCGAAUAUCAUGCCCACGUUUGCGGUACUGCCUGUCUACCAUAUAGCGACGAUCCAGAUAACUGCCGCGAUGCGUUUCCGUUCAUGAUUCCGCUGCUGUGCGGCUGGAAUCGGGUACUGCUUCGUAUAUACGGUAAGCCGUCUUACGUCGAUGUAGUGUACGUGGCGCCGUGCGGUCGACGAAUUCGAGGCUUUGCUGAUCUUAUUCAAUACCUCCGGAUUACGAACAGUCGAUUGACGUUGGAAUUGUUUUGUUUUGACUCAAAACUCCGGGUUGCAGCCACGAUUACUGUCGAGCAACCGCGAGUGCUCAUCCCAGAUAUCGCCAAUGGCGAAGAAAUAGUCCCUAUCCAAUGCGUGAAUGCUCUUGACGACGAUCGACCUGACGAACAUUUCACCUAUCGCUCGGCACGCUACUCAAACGACCCGCGUAUCGAUUUGGAUGAGGCGAAAAUGUUUCUCUCCGGUUGCAGCUGCACGGGUAAUGAAUAA